Messenger RNA from Juglans regia (Persian walnut), 716 nucleotides. RefSeq names its product bet1-like SNARE 1-1. The coding region runs from base 182 to 550 and encodes 122 amino acids. The transcript is spliced from 6 exons. Lineage: Eukaryota; Viridiplantae; Streptophyta; Magnoliopsida; Fagales; Juglandaceae. The record is from RefSeq and is a predicted model, not a curated record.
AUAGAGAUGUUCAGAGAGGCAAAUCCAAAUCGAUCACUGCGUAUUUCUGCCACCUUAUUCAGCUGUGGCACUGUAAAAACUCCGCAGCCUUCCCUCCAAAAGCAAUUGAGAAGAUCGAAGAACUGGGAUUACGAGUACAAGAAGCAGGGUCGGGCAUAUAGAUCACAGAAUCUUGUUAGCUAUGAAUGCCAGAAGGGACUUUCGUAACAACAAAACUGCUCUUUUAGAUGGAAUUGAGGAGGGUGGCAUAAAGGCCUCAUCUUCUUACUCUCAUGAAAUUGAUGAGCAUGACAAUGAAGGAGCAAUAGAUGGAUUGCAAGACAGAGUCAUUCUGCUGAAGAGAUUGUCAGGAGAUAUAAAUGAGGAGGUGGAAAGUCAUAAUCUCAUGCUGGAUAGAAUGGGCAACGAUAUGGACUCAUCAAGGGGAGUCUUGUCAGGAACCAUGGAUCGUUUCAAGAUGGUAUUUGAGACCAAGUCAAGCCGGAGAAUGUUUACACUUGUGGCAUCAUUUGUCGUCAUUUUUCUAGUUAUAUACUAUCUUACUAGGUAAUCAAUCUAUGAUGGAUUUGCUAGAGCUUUUGUGAGACUGGGACGAGAAAUCUCGCUUCAUUACUGUAAUCAGUGUUUUCCUGCCUUUAAGAUUUCAUGGUAAGAAUGUAUCAAAUUGAUGUGAAAUAGAUGGAAUGGUUAGCAGUUAAUAUGCUGUUUGCAUCUCA